CUCUCCCCCUCUCCCCUUCUCUCUCUCUCUCUCUCUCUCUGAUAGAUAUCGCCUCCGUCAGUUGUCAUCACCUCUCUCUCUCUCCAAAUUCCAACUUCGAAGAAAACGCAGAGAGGCCGGAAGGGCCUGAGUUAUGGGGAAAUACAUGAAGAAAUCGAAAAUUUCCGGCGACGUAGCCGUGAUGGAGGUCUCCAUUUCGCCGCAGUCCUCUCUCGGCGUUCGGACCAGAGCCAAAACCCUAGCCCUCCAAAAGCUCCAGCAGCAGCAGCAGCAGAAGCAAGAGAAUCAAGAUCAAUCCCCCGCCGGAGAAUCGGACUCAGAUAGCUCCUCCCUGUACUACCUCCAGCUGAGGAGCCGCCGUCUAGAGAAGCCCCCGUUGCGAAACGACGCCGUCAAGAAGCAGAGCCAGAGCGGCGGAAUUAAUGAGCCCUCGGAGAAGCCCAGAGGAGGCUGCUGCGGGGAAAGCCGACGGCGGCCGGUGGAAUCGAGGCCCAAAUCCAGGCUGAGCGUGGGCUCGUCGGUGGAGUUGGACUGGGCUGGACCCGUUGAGAGGAAAGAGAAGGAAGGGGAGGAGGGGUGUUUUGGUAAUUUCGGAAGUGGAGCAGAGUAUGGUAACGAUUUGGGGGUCGAGGCUUCGUUUGGGGAAAACAACUUGGAUUUUGAAGCCAGAGACAGGAGCACUAGAGAAACCACGCCGUGCAGCUUCAUAAGGGAGUCGGACACAAUAGGAACCCCCGGUUCCACCACAAGGCGGACGAGUUCUAUUUCAACUCACCAGAGAGUUAGAAACGAUGUGCAAAGAAAUAUCCCAACCACGCUUGAGAUGGAGGAGUUCUUUGCCCGACAUGAGGAGGAGCAACAGAAAAUCUUCAUUGAGAAGUACAACUUUGACAUCAUCAACGAUUUACCCCUUCCCGGAAGGUAUGAAUGGGAGCAAGUGAUUCCCUAAGCGGGGCCUGCCUAUAUAUUUCAGGUUCUGAUACCAGAGUAUCUCAGUUGUUAUCCAUUAGAAGGACGUGCCGGGAAUUAGCGGGUGCAGCAUCCGAAAUCAACCUUUUAAGCCCAUGCCAAGGGAACUUAUAUGAGUAUGACCGUCAUUCGACGAAUAAUAACAGAGCUAUGAAGUAGUCGAUAGCGUAUAAAACCAAAUUCUUUGACAAAAGAAUGAAGGGGCUCCUUUGAGAAGAUAUCGGGAAAGAGUGCCUGGUUCUGUGACAUAUCUAAUUUACUAGAUUUUCACUUUGUCUUGUCUGAAAUGAACUGCUGUCAAUAUUUAGGGUAGGAACGACUCAAAGGGUGCAUGUGCUCUUUGGAGGUUAAUAAACGUAACUCAAUUUCCUUUUCCCAUCUCUCUCGUGUCGUUUCAUCUGUUGACGAUGACUAAUUAAAUGGAUGACAAACCCUAAAAACCCUUUCGGUGUUGUGGGUCUUUGAUGUUGA
This is a messenger RNA of Pyrus x bretschneideri (Chinese white pear), 1440 nucleotides long. RefSeq names its product cyclin-dependent kinase inhibitor 3. Gene Ontology annotation, molecular function: cyclin-dependent protein serine/threonine kinase inhibitor activity. The record is from RefSeq and is a predicted model, not a curated record. Gene Ontology annotation, biological process: negative regulation of cyclin-dependent protein serine/threonine kinase activity. Lineage: Eukaryota; Viridiplantae; Streptophyta; Magnoliopsida; Rosales; Rosaceae. Gene Ontology annotation, cellular component: nucleus. Bases 134 to 949 code for a protein of 271 amino acids. The transcript has 3 exons.